AUGAAUGAAGAAUUGGAGUCAAUUGAGAAGAAUAACACUUGGGAACUGACAACACUUCCACUAGGAAAGAAACCUAUUGGUGUCAUGAAAUAUUUGAAUGCUACAAGACCUGAUAUCAUGUAUGCAGUUGGGUUGGUUAGUAGGUUUAUGGAAGAUCCUAGACAAUCACAUUUACAAGCUGCAAAACGUAUUCUGAAGUAUGUAAAAGGAACAAUAAGCAUGGGAAUCUUCUACAUUGUUUCAGAAGAUCCAAAACUGGUUGGUUUUACUGAUAGUGAUUGUGUUGGAGAUACAGAAGGAAGAAGAAGUACAUCAAGUUAUGGAUUUCAGUUGGGAACUGGUUUUUUCUCUUGGUCAUCUAAGAAGCAACAAGUUGUUGCACUAUCUACAACAGAAGCUGAGUAUAUAGAUGCUAGCAACUGUGCUACACAGGAUGUAUGGUUAAGAAUGAGAAGUCAUUGUUUCAAGAACAAACAACACCAACAACAAUAG
Messenger RNA from Papaver somniferum (opium poppy), 492 nucleotides. RefSeq lists its product as uncharacterized. The coding region runs from base 1 to 492 and encodes 163 amino acids. The record is from RefSeq and is a predicted model, not a curated record. The transcript is spliced from 2 exons. Lineage: Eukaryota; Viridiplantae; Streptophyta; Magnoliopsida; Ranunculales; Papaveraceae.